Molecule: messenger RNA, 1373 nt
Organism: Numida meleagris (helmeted guineafowl)
Lineage: Eukaryota; Metazoa; Chordata; Aves; Galliformes; Numididae
Gene: MRPL51
Product: mitochondrial ribosomal protein L51
Exons: 2
Coding region: 41-472 (143 amino acids)
Biological process (GO): translation
Cellular component (GO): mitochondrial large ribosomal subunit
Molecular function (GO): structural constituent of ribosome
Source: RefSeq, a predicted model, not a curated record
ACCGCCUGCCUCCUUCCGCUUCAUCCGGGUCGCGGCCAAGAUGGCGGCGCUGGUCCGGGGCCUGAUGCGCCGGGCCGCGGCCCUGCCCCAGGCAGUGCGGAGCGUCAGCGGUAUGGGGCAGCGCCCUGAGCCCCGCCGCCCCCUGCCCAUCACCUCCCCCCUGGCCGGAUUGCCCCCCAACUUCCGCGUCAGGGAGCCCCCGAAGCCUAAGCGAGUGGAUCGGUGGACGGAGAAACGGGCCUUGUUCGGGGUCUACGACAACGUGGGGAUCCUGGGCGGUUUCCACAUCCACCCGAAGCAACUCAUCGUGGGGCCCAAGUGGCUGCGAGGCUGGCGGGGGAAUGAGCUGCAGCGGUGCAUUCGCAAGAAGCAGAUGGUGGGAGAUCGGAUGUUCCUGGACGAUUACCACAAUCUCAAAAAGAGGAUCCGGUUCUUGUACAAGCGCUUCAAUCGCACUGGAAAGCACCGUUAGGAGAGACUGUGGGUCUGGCAUGGGGUUUUGCAGUGUCACAGUCAGAAUAAAGCCAUCUUUCUCACGGCUUUAUUCCCCGUGCUUUCUGCAACCUUUGCUGUGCAUUUCUGGCCCAGCCCCAAGGUCCUGCUGCUGCUCCAGGCCUGAGCUCUUUGGAAGUUCAGCCCCCUUAGUCAUCUCUGAUGUACUUCUCACAGUGCCAGCCUACAUCUCUUAGCUAUUAUCUGAGAGUCUUCCAGUUUUUGGCCAGGCUUUUAGCUUCCUUUCAGUCUUUAUUAGUCCCAGGUUCUUACAUCCUACUCAGCAAUUUCAGUACAUGCCAUCUUAGAUUUUUCCUCAUAAGCCAAAUUACCAAGUUAAUGAUGAGCGUGCCUCCCAGUAAUACCUCUCAGUGGUCAUUGCGUGCCCCCUACCUCCACUUAUCUGUGAUUACUAUCAAGUCUAAAUGAAACAAACAUUUGCUGAAAUGCAUCAAAAUGUGUUUUUAGAAUAGGACUUGUCUCUAUUUCAUAAUGAUAAUGACUUAACCCUGUCUUAGUUUCAGCUGGGACAGAAUUGUUUUCUUCAGAGUGUGUGGUAUGAUGCUGUCUUUUUGAGUCUCGGAGAAAACAAUGUUGAUAACACACCAAUGUUUAUAGUUGCUGUUAAGCGGUGUUGUACAGAGCCAAGGCCAUUCUCAGGGAAAGGCCUAAGGAGCUGGAAGGAAACAGAAUUAGGGCAGCUGACUUAAACUGGCCAAAGGAAUAUUCCAUACCAUACGGCAUCAUGCAAAAGGAGUUUUGAAGGGGGUGGGAGUUGUCAUCGGUCGGGGGUGGUGAGCAAUUGCUUGUGCAUCGUUUGUUAUAUACGUUCAUAUAUAUGUAGUCAUAACUAUUUAUUUUAGUAAAUAGUUUUAUCUCAA